Molecule: messenger RNA, 1803 nt
Organism: Metarhizium album ARSEF 1941
Lineage: Eukaryota; Fungi; Ascomycota; Sordariomycetes; Hypocreales; Clavicipitaceae
Product: pre-mRNA splicing factor
Exons: 2
Coding region: 1-1803 (600 amino acids)
Biological process (GO): mRNA splicing, via spliceosome; spliceosomal tri-snRNP complex assembly
Cellular component (GO): precatalytic spliceosome; U4/U6 x U5 tri-snRNP complex; U4 snRNP
Source: RefSeq, a predicted model, not a curated record
AUGUCUACCGUUGCCGACGAGCUUCUGAACGACUUUGGAAGUUCGGGGGACGAAGCGGACGAAAAUGACAAUGGUGGCCUCGUCGUCGACGACGAUGACCGAGAAAAUGGCGGCCACGAGGCCAUGGACGUCGACGACGACGGGAAUGGAUCAGACGACGACGACGGUCAAGAUGUGCAGGAAAUGGGGGACGCCGAGGCUACCAAGGCAAAAGUCGAAAAGAUGCAGCUCGGCGCAGUCAAGGAUGUACGCAGCGUCGCCAGCCUGAUGCACACGCUGGAGCCAGUUCUCGAGAAAAUUGGGCAUUACCGAUCGCAAACGUCUACGCAGACAGCCACCAGCGUCGGCAACAUCGAGGACCACCCCGAGUAUAAUCUGCUGACGCAGUCAAAUAGCCUGUCAACAAUGAUUGACGGCGAGGUGGUGCUGGUGCACAAGUUCAUCCGCGACCACUAUUCGACGCGGUUCCCCGAACUCGAGCGACUGGUGACGACGCCGCUCGAGUACGCCAAGGUCGUGUCGAUCAUCGGCAACGGACCGAUGAGCUCGGAGAGCAUCAAGGCACUGCAGACCUCUACAGACAACCCGAUGGAGAUGGGGCUCAAGGCCGUGCUCGACGGACCGUCGCUCAUGGUUGUCACGGUGGAAGCCACGACGUCCAAGGGCCGCGAGCUGAGCCCCGAGGAGCUGUACAGAGUGCGCCAGGCGUGCGCCAUGAUGGUGUCGCUGCACAGGGCCAAGCAGACCUUGACGGAAUAUGUCCAGUCUCGGAUGAACAUCUUUGCGCCGAAUUUGACAGCCCUCAUCGGGUCUCUCACUGCCGCGCAACUUCUGAACACGGCCGGCGGCUUGACGGGCCUCUCCAAAACCCCGGCCUGCAACAUCCCUUCGUGGGGAUCAAAGAAGCGUCAGGCAGGCCUGGCCACCAACAUUGGGGUCCGCCAGCAGGGAUAUCUGUACAAUUCGGAAAUGAUUCGCGGCAUCCCCAAUGACCUGAAGAAGCAAGCAAUGAGAAUAGUGGCCGCGAAGCUCGUUCUGGCCGCGCGGGUCGAUAGAAUACACUCGACGCCAGAUGGCUCGACCGGGGACCAGCUGAAGUCGCAAUGCUUAGAGCGCCUCGAGAAGCUGACGGAGCCGCCGGCGAAGAAGGGACAGCGAGCGCUGCCUGUUCCCGGCGACAAACCGUCGAGGAAACGGGGAGGCCGACGAGCAAGGAAGGCCAAGGAGGCCGUGGCCAUGACGGAUCUGCGCAAGGCCCAGAACAGGAUGGCAUUUGGCAAGGAAGAACAGGAAGUUGGCUACGGCACAGGCUCGGGCACGGUUGGCAUGGGUAUGAUUGGACAACAGAACGAUGGCAGGAUCCGAAAUGUGCAAAUCGACCAGCGGACCAGGGCGAAGCUCAGUGCCAAGAACAAGGGAUGGGGAGGCGCCAGCACCAUGGGCGGCGCUGCGUCGUCCAUCGGCGGCUUCGGCCAAACACCAGGCAGCAUGGACUUGCGCGGAAAGGGUCUUCGAGCCUCUGGCGUCGGAAGCACGAUCGGGUCGGCGACCGGCACUGCUUCAUCCCUGGCGUUCACGCCAGUGCAAGGCUUGGAGCUGGUCGACCCAAAGGUUCAAGCGGAGCUCAGUAAGAAGCGCAAGGCCGAGGAAGAUAGAUGGUUCAAGGGCGGUACAUUCACACAGGUGGGGGGGGAAGCAUCAGCGUCGUCGACCAACGGCGGCUUCAAGGUGCCUCAUCUGCCGGCUGCCAAGAGGGUUGAUACAGGAGCCACCAAGAUGGGACCUCCUCCGCCGCGGAAAUAG